UAAAAAAUCACGAUACGCACCGCACCUAUCUCUAUCUAUUGCUGGCGUUUGUAAUUUGUAUUCGUAGAAGCAGUACUUUUCGACGUGUAUUUUUAAUAAAUUAGUGUAAUUACCUAUUGAAAAUAUGAGGAAAGUAAUAUUUUUGUGUUUAUUAUCGCUGUCUCUGUGCCUCGGCAAACCUGCUGAUAAUCAAGGUGCACCUGGUGUUCCAUCCCCACCACCAGCUCCCUUACCAUCACAGCCUCCAGUCCCAGUUAGUUCCAAUGUGCCUGUAGACCCUAAUGCGGCUAAAAUCACUGCUCCUAUUCCAGUUCCCAUUAUUGUUCCAGUACCCGGCCCAACGCCCAAUCCCAAUCCACAGGUGAAAUCCGAACAAGCUGCUAGUCCAGCUGCACAAGCACCUGCAAAACCUGUAGAUCCCGCUCCCGCGAAACCUGUUGCGCCUGCGCCAGUCCCGACCACAGAUAAUAAUAUAACUACAGAAAAGAAAGUCGAAAUCCCCCCUCAGGGCAAGCCUCAAGAAGCCCCAGCGAACAAAACAGAGGAAGUACCCAAAACUCCCAUUCCAGUACCUACUGAGAAACCUAGUGAGCCCACAAAACCUACUGUUGCACCAAAGGACGAUGCUGCAGUUCAUCCCAUUGAAGCACGAUCAGGAUUUGAUGGUCCUAGUUUCAUUGGAGGCAUCAUAUUGACUUUGGGACUACUUGCUAUCGGCUUCAUGGGCUUCAAGUACUACAAAAAUCAAACUGAGAGAAACUACCACACUCUCUAAGUUUAAUGAUAUAUUUUUAAGUGCACCAAGCUAUUUUAAGUUUGUUUAAUAUAUUGUAACCUUGGGUUAUAAUGUAUUUGCUGCAAUGUUGUUAGAGCAUUGUUUUUUUCUUUUUCAUUUUAAACAUAUUUAAGUAACUAUAAAUUAUAUAUAACAUUACAUUUUAGUUAAUGAGUCUUAUAUUUUUGUUUUCUGAUUCUAUGAGGGAAAGUUUAAAGAAUCAACUUCAUUGCAGCAAAACAAUACUCAAUUUUUAUAUCUGGAUGAGAUUUGAUUAAGUUUUAUUAGUUAAUUUUAAGUGCACUUUUUAAUACGUCAAAAAAUCUAUAACAGGGUUUUAUUGCGUGUAGAUAAAUUUCUUACGUAAAGAUUGUGUAAUAUUAUGGUGGCUGGUUAUUAUUUUUAUAACAUGUCCGAAUUUAUAUACUAGAUCUGUAUGAGCCACUAAUCUGUAGUUUAGUUUUAUGUUACAUUGAUAAUUUGGCAUUUAAUUUUAAUUUUUCUUCUAAACAUUAACUUUAAAAAAAAUGUGUGUAUAUAUGUGAGCACUUGUGAUCUAAAACAGUAAUCUUUUCUAAGAUCUGAAAAUUUGCUAAACUGAUAUUCUAUAAUAUUGUGUGUUGAAUUUAUAAUAGAGUUUUAAAAUUUAUAAAUAUAUUAUAUUAUAUAAAUGUUGAGUAUUUCGAGUGCAACUAAGCCUUAGGCAAUUUUAUUCUUGUAUUAUUCUGUGCCAUCCGCUCCUCAACCACAAAUUGUUUGUUUCACGUCUUUUUCCAAAAUUUGCCUAAGUAAUUACUGCACUAACAUGUAUAUAGGUGUAAGUUUAUAACUAAGUCGAAAAUGUGAUUACGAAAAUGAGGGUCUAAAAAUGUAAUCUAACCAAGGUUAGAUUAGAACAUUCUGUUCAGAAUCUCUGUAUUUCUCACAAAUAUUUGUCUAGCUUUUUUAUUGAGUCUCAAAUAAAUCAGUAAUUGCGCCAAACUAUCCUGUCAAAUUAUUUACCCUUGUUUUAUACUGACAAAAGUUGAUUCCAUCCUAAAGUGCUCUUAAAUCUGAACUAUUUAUAAUAGAUUACUCGGACAUCACUCAUGUCACAUUCAAUAUUUGUGUUUAAUAAAUGUUUAAACAAUAA
Colias croceus (clouded yellow) is the source of this 1907-nucleotide messenger RNA. RefSeq names its product vegetative cell wall protein gp1-like. Gene Ontology annotation, cellular component: cytoplasmic vesicle. Bases 125 to 775 code for a protein of 216 amino acids. The record is from RefSeq and is a predicted model, not a curated record. NCBI's taxonomy places the organism in Eukaryota, Metazoa, Arthropoda, Insecta, Lepidoptera, Pieridae. The transcript is spliced from 3 exons.